AUUACACUCAUUUGAGACCCUGAACAACCUCCAAUAAUUUUUCCAAUGCCGUCAAAUUUCAGUCAUAGGGACGCCGCGCCGAAACCCGAAUCCAAAUUCUCCAAACAAACAGCCCAAAUCCAGAACUUCUUCUCAAUUCCCGCGCCAAUAAAAACACUUUUCGAUUUCGUUCCAGUUCUAGUAUAUCCUCCAAACGAGCUUCCGCAGCGUGCGCCAAAGCCUUCGAGGAUACCAACUUUAUAUGUGUUUAGUAGAGAAGAAGAUAUAGCGGCAGGACGCCCAAGUUUCAAUCCUGGGUGUCUGAAAUGGCAGGUCAGUAGUGGAGAUGGAACUAAGGGUUAUUUGAAUUGUUGACUGACUUCUAGAGUAGGCAUUUCUGAACAUUGCCGGUGUAAAGCACAGGUUAGCAGCUUCGAGUAACCAUGCUUCUCCUUCAGGUCAAUUGCCCUUCUUAUUACCUGCCGCGGAUACGUCGAAUACGAACUUAUUGCCGGUACGGUCAAAUCAAUUGGUGAAAUAUGCGGAGGACCAUGGGGGAUAUGUGGAGGAAUCUACGAGUAUGCGCUAUGAAGCAUAUCGAUCCCUUCUCGACCACCGCAUACGAAAUGCCUGGGUAUGUUUUACGAAUUCACAGUUUACAUGUUUCUUUCUAACAUUAUAUAGCUAUAUACCCUCUACCUCGAGCCCUCAAACUUCUCCGCAGUCGCAUAUCCCUUAUACGUAGCCUCGGCGUCCUCCAACCCUUUAGUACGCGCCUCCCUAUCACACCAACUCCGCUCAGCGGCCGAAGCUGAGCUUCUCAAAAACUCUUCCAUAAUCGAUAUAGACGAUUUAUACAGUGAGGCGGAUAAAGCCUUCGAGGCCCUCUCAAUAUUACUAGGCGAUGACCAAUGGUUUUUUGGCUGCGACAAACCUACGUUAUUUGAUGCGAGUAUAUUUGCAUACACACACUUACUGCUGGAUGAGAAGAUGGGAUGGAAGGAGCAGAAGCUGUGUAGGACUUUGAAGAGGAGGGAGAACCUUGUAAAACAUCGGAAGAGACUUGUUGUAGCUUAUUUUGGGGGUUGAACACAGUACACCUGGUCAAUCAUUUGAUUAUGGUGCUAAUCACCACUCUAGGCUAUGAAUCUUGAGAGAUGCCUGGGCUUUGAUCGCCACUUUAGACAUGGGA
This is a messenger RNA of Hymenoscyphus albidus, 1171 nucleotides long. NCBI's taxonomy places the organism in Eukaryota, Fungi, Ascomycota, Leotiomycetes, Helotiales, Helotiaceae. The record is from the annotation of a GenBank genome assembly.